ACAUCCUUAGAACUGAGAAGGAGCCGUGAGGAUGGGGAGGCACUGGUGAUUCACUCUGACAGGGAUUGCUUAAGAACCAGCCCCGCGCAGCCAGUCUCCGGUGAGGACGCCGCGGCCGGCUACCAGCCGGGGCGCACGGAGCUCCUGGCUGCGGGCAGGUCGUGCGGCGCGCUAUGGACCCGGAGAGCCCGCCCGGCGCUGCUGCGAGCUGGGCGCAGCCUGUCAGCCGGGCCCGCUGUGUACCGAGACCUCCAGCGUCGGGACAGGGGCACCUGCACGGCGCCGUCUAGGACGGGCACCUCUCCCUGCACUGAAUCCAGAGCAACAGCAACUUCCCCGCGUGGAUCUUCUUCGCCAACUUCUCGGCGCCGGCGGGAGCCCGUGUGACAUUCCCCUGCACUGCAGCUCCCCACUCAGGCUGUGGCCCCUACGCUCCUUUGGAAGAGACACCAGUGCAGUUGCCUGCAUUUGAUACACUUUUUUUUUUUUUUAACAGAAGCCAAGACAGCUCUCCCCAGGCCUUCCUCAUUGGCAUCGGAUCACCAUUAACUAGCAGCCGUUGCUGUUGUCCGUAUCUAGGGUACAGUUGCCCCGUGACCGGUAGAAGCAGCCUGGCUCUGGGUUGAAAGUGAGGAAGUUGUACAGUCAAUGCUCUUUUGUAGACUGAUUCAACACACACUGCACAUUGCCCCUUGUAGCAAGCUGCAUCCCAGACAGAGGGAGCCUGCCCACUGAAAAAGGAUGGUUCUUAAAGGCUCCUGGGCGGAACAGGGUUAAUUCAUCACUGCAUUAAACACUUCUGGGGCUCAAGGAAGGGGAGAAUAGCUCAGAGCUGAUAAGACUGGAGAGGCUGGUGUUCCAAGGAUGGACAACAUGUGCGAGGUUCCCAUUGGGGAAUGUUCAGACCAACCCCCACUUGAAGAAAAAAUAGGGGAGCCCCCUGUAGCCCCCAAGACAAAGCCACCAUUCAGUAUCCUCUUCUCCACACUUCUCUUCUGUGGCGAGUGUGUGGCUGCUGGGUUCCUGUGUUCCUCCUACAGUCACUCUGAUGAUCACUUCUGGCUUGCGAUGACCAUUCUCUUCAUGCUGUAUCCAUCCAUCAUGGUCCAGCUGACCCUCAUUUUUGUCCACAGGGAUUUGACCAGUGACAAGCCACUGGUGUUACUGAUGCACAUUCUACAGUUGGGGCCUGUCAUCAGGUGCGUGGAGGCCCUGGUGGUUUACUGUUGCUCGGGGCGGCAGGAGGAGCCAUACGUUACCAUCACACGCAAGAAGAAGCUCAGGAAGGGCUCUGAGAUAGAGCUGGAGCAGGAGGUCGGCCACUCGAUCCGCAAGCUGGUCACACACCGCAAUGCCUUCAAGCGCAUGGCAGUGAUCCAGGCCUUCCUGGGCUCCACCCCGCAGCUCACGCUGCAGCUGUACAUCAGCAUCAUUGAGAUGUAUGUCCCCACUGCCAGAGCAGUCCUGAUGGGCAUCUGCCUGGUAUCGGUCACCUAUGGGGCGCUGGUCUGCAACAUCCUGGCCAUCCAGAUAAAAUACGACGACUACAAGGUCCAGCUGCGGCCGCUGGCAUUCAUCUGUAUUGUCCUGUGGCGCAGCCUGGAGAUCUCCACCCGUGUGGCCGUCCUGGUGCUCUUCUGCAGUGUCUUCAAGCACUGGAUCAUCCCCAUUAUGCUCGCCAACCUGCUGAUCCUCUUCUUCCUGCCAUGGGUGCAAUUCUGGCGUAGUGGCUCCCAGCUGCCUGACAAUGUUGAAAAGAACUUUAGCCGGGUGGGCACUGUGGUGGUGCUGUGCUCCGUCACCCUCCUGUACGCUGGCAUCAAUAUAUUCUGUUGGUCGGCCGUGCAGCUGAAGCUGGCUGACCGGGACCUGAUAGACAAGGCACAGAACUGGGGCCGGUUGGCCAUGUACUAUGCUGUGCGGUUGGCGGAGAACGCUGUCCUGCUUGUCCUCUGGUACCUCUUCAAGACAGACGUGUUUGACUACAUCUGCGCCCCACUGCUCGUGCUGCAGCUGUUGGUGGGCUACUGCCUGGCAAUCUUCUUCUUGCUCCUCUUCUUCCAGUACCUGCACCCAUGCCGCCAGCUCUUCCAGCACAAUGUCUCUGACUUCCUGCAGUGUGUCUGCUGCCAGCGGUGUGAACCAGUCAGGCCCACACAGCUCGAUACACCCUGCGAGUCUGGCGUGAGGCACAGCAUCGUCUGAUGCACGCAGCAGAGGGAGGGGGCAGGUCCAAAAGAUCCAACACGAGGCAGUUGCCGAUGUCAAUGACCGAUCGAAAGCACUUGCCUGGCUCUUGCCCGGUGUCUAGCUGUGACACGUGCCUGUUUACAGACUGAAUGGGGCACGGGGGGGAGCAGCCAGGCAGCAAAGCUGUGAUUUAUGAAGAGGAGAUCAGCCAGGCUGGGCCCAACGGGCCUCCUCACCAGUCACUAGCACAAAGCAGGUCUAAGCUGAACAGGCACCAAGACCAGAAUUCUCCUGUGCCACCCACACUGCAGCUCUCGGCACUCUGAUGUCAUGGUGGGAUCUGGUGCCUGUGGACCCACUGCAGGCUGUGAAUGGGAGAGGAGAAUCCAACCUCUCCACACUCUGCUCCUGAUGCACACUGAGGUGUCCAGCAGGAGGGGCAAGUUCAGUCUCCAUUAUGACACCCACAUUGCAUGAGUAAAGUGCACACUCAUCCCCACCCCCACCUACUAACCUGUCAGGAGAGCCCUGGUUUGGGAUAGGAGGGGAGUCCAGUCCCUGACUCUCUGCUUGUCCAGAGCUUCAUUCCCCACCAAUACACUGUGUCAAUUGCACACCACAACCUGGAGCGCAGGGGCCACCCUCUGCUGCCUUGAAAGGAGAUUUCUGUCUCCAAGUAAGUCCAUGCAUCCCUGGACACCCCUGCUGCCCUGUGCCUUUGCUUGG
Messenger RNA from Terrapene triunguis (Three-toed box turtle), 2916 nucleotides. It is a transcript of the gene XKRX, whose product is annotated as XK related X-linked. Bases 865 to 2205 code for a protein of 446 amino acids. The transcript has 4 exons. The record is from RefSeq and is a predicted model, not a curated record. Gene Ontology annotation, cellular component: membrane. NCBI's taxonomy places the organism in Eukaryota, Metazoa, Chordata, Testudines, Emydidae.